Messenger RNA from Fraxinus pennsylvanica, 1032 nucleotides. NCBI's taxonomy places the organism in Eukaryota, Viridiplantae, Streptophyta, Magnoliopsida, Lamiales, Oleaceae. The record is from the annotation of a GenBank genome assembly.
AUGGAAAAUAAGCUAAAAUUCUGGUUUUUCAUUAUGGGACUAUCACAAUUAGUCUCUGCUGAACCAAAAUUUCCUUGCUACUUCAUUUUUGGUGACUCACUAAUGGAUAAUGGAAAUAAUAAUAAUUUGAAUACCAGUGCAAAAGUCAAUUAUUUGCCUUAUGGAAUUGAUUUUCCACAAGGGCCAACUGGGAGAUUCACCAAUGGCAAGAAUAUAGCAGAUUUGAUUGGUGAACUUUUGGGGUUUGAAAAUUAUAUUCCACCCUAUGCAACUGCAAGAAACCAGGAUGUGUUCAAAGGUGUCAACUAUGGAUCUGGUGCUGCUGGAAUUCUUGAUGAAACUGGACAUCAAAUGGGUGCUGUGAUCAGCUUGAACAAGCAAUUAGUAAAUCACAGAGUCAUCAUGUCAAGGAUAGCUGCCUUACUUGGAGGUGAAAAGUUUGCAAAAGAGUAUCUAAGCAAGUGCAUAUAUACAGUUGCAAUGGGCAGUAACGAUUACCUAAACAAUUACUACUUGCCACAAUUCUACUCUUCAAGCGGCCAAUAUACGCCAGAGGAGUUUGCUGUGAUUCUUAUGAGAGAGUACUCUAGACAGCUAAGAGAGUUGUAUAAAUAUGGAGCAAGAAAAGUAGCUGUAUAUGCUCUUGGCCAAUUAGGCUGUUGUCCAGCAGAGGUAGCUUUGCAUGGCUCGAAUGACUCGUUGUGCGUGGAACCAAUCAAUAACGCAGCCAAAAUCUUCAACAGCGAACUGAAGCAACUUCUUGAUCAUCUCAACCGUCGUUUCGCAGAUGCAAAUUUCAUAUACACAAACACUGCUACUGAUUCAUAUGGAAACAUCACAGUUUUGAGCACUCCAUGUUGUGCUUUAUCAGAUACUGGACACUGUCUUCCCGAAGGUGUUACAUGCAAUAACAGAGACAACUACAUGUUUUGGGAUGGAUUCCAUCCUACGGAGGCUGCUAAUUUGCUUUCUGCAGAAAAGGCGUACACUGAAAUGUCUCCACUGUUCACUAAUCUUAUUGGUGUCGAAUAA